AUGCCCGCAGCAAGCAUCCACAAUCAGCAAGAGCAGUUCGCCGAUCUGCACAAUAGGGUUCAAAUUUUGAACAAUUACAUGUUGGAUAUGCUUGAUUUGAUGGAUGAAUUUGAGCAUAAGAUGAAACAAAGAUUCACGGAAGUCAUGGCACGAGUGGGGUCCAUUGAUGAUCGAGGUGCGGCAACGAUACGCGAUUUGGAGAAGGUGGAGCGCAACAGUAUGCAGAUUCUACGCGAUCUUGAAAGCAAGGAUUUCAAGGAUGUGCUCAAUUCCGUUCAUACCGCGAUCGAGAACAGCCACGAUGGUCUGAGAAGAUCUUUGCCAUUGCAUUUAGGCGCUGCUGUCGAAGCACAACGCCCGAAUAUGAUAAAGUUCUUAUUUAUGGCGGUCGCGGUACAGAUCAUGGUCACUGGCGCAUACAUGUUGUACAAAAAGAGAAGGGCUGCAGCGCCAAAGAAGUAUCUAUAG
Plenodomus lingam JN3 is the source of this 468-nucleotide messenger RNA. RefSeq lists its product as uncharacterized. Gene Ontology annotation, biological process: endoplasmic reticulum to Golgi vesicle-mediated transport. Gene Ontology annotation, molecular function: D-mannose binding. The record is from RefSeq and is a predicted model, not a curated record. Gene Ontology annotation, cellular component: endoplasmic reticulum membrane; Golgi membrane; COPII-coated ER to Golgi transport vesicle. Lineage: Eukaryota; Fungi; Ascomycota; Dothideomycetes; Pleosporales; Leptosphaeriaceae.